AUGCCAUGGUCACCCAGGGUGGCAAGGAUCUCCCAUGCUCAUGGCCCUCUCGGACGGCGGCUUUCACCACCUCCUCGCGGGGGCGAGGGGCGCCGUUGGCGCCAAGUCCGGGCGGUACAUGUUCGAGGUGAAGAUCUUCGAGGUGCUCGACUCGGCAGGGGCGUCGAGAGCGGCCCGCUCCACCGUGCCUGCGAACUACCUGCGGGUGGGCUUCUCGCUGGCGAGGUCCGGGCUGUUGAUGGUGGACUCGAUUACGUGUGCUUCGACAGCGAGGGUUUUAUCGCGUUUGCCAAGACGAAGAGGAAGUUCACACAUAAGUUCAACCGGGAAGAGACGGUGGCAGUGCUGCUCAACCUCGACGCGGGCAGCCCGAACGCGAACACGAUCAGCCUGUUCCGGAACGGCAAGCGCGCCACGGAGCCACAGGCCUUGCCCGAAUUCCUGCUUGGAAAGACGUUGUACCCCGCCGUGACGUACAAGAACGUGAGCUUGCAGGUGAACUUGGGCCCGUGGCCCUUCUCACCCCUGCCGUUCAAGUGCACCAUGCUGGCGGAGGCCGCCGCAGACGAUGUGGAAGUCGCGCCCAGCAGUCCCGAUCAGGGCGAGAAGGCCGAGGUGGUGAUGCCGAUAGGCCUCCCCGACACAGGCUACUUCGAUUGGGUGGACCACUUCUUGUCGAAGGGCAAGGAGUACGAGGAGUUGAGCGACCGCAGGGUCAUCGAUCUGGCAACGAAAAGCGGAUUGUGGAGACCCGGGGCGCCCAACAUGGUCCAGGGUUCCAACGACAAGCCGGAGAUGAGGUUCAACGUGCCGUCCAUCGACGACCACAGCGUUCGCAGGAUGUUGUACCACUUGGCGCAGACGUCGAAGCGCUCCUUCAUAGUCCCUGAGCUGGCUGGCAACCUGCAGCAGGCCGAACGCAAGAAGAUGUUGGCAAACUUCAGCAGCCCUGCGUUCACCAAGACCGCAGUGGUCCUGAUGGGAGAACCCUCCGAAGAGCACAAGGCGAGGGUCCAGGCCCUGAUCCUAGACGAGAAGCAGGCUGCCAUAAACGCGGAACACAAGGCAAAAGUGAUGGAGGCCACCCGGAAGAAGAUGGUCGAGGAGAGAAAGCGAAAGCUGGAUGAGGCGAAGAAGGCCCGAGAAGCGGCCGCUCGCAAGGAGAAGGGCGAGGACGGCGCGGAGGGCGACGCCGAGGAGGCGGCACCUGCGCCAGAGGAGGACCCGAUGGACGUGGACCCUCCGGCAGCGGAGCUGACGGAGGAGGAGAAGAAGGUCUCGGUGAGGAAGAGCCUGCUUCCCGACCUGACCGAUCAGGCGUUGAAGUCGUCGUACAGCGAUUUCUCGUUGCCUUCGACAGCGGAGGGCUUCGACCAGAUCAAGUACGUUUGGCAGACGGAGGAGGAUUGCGCCAGAAUUCUCAGAGAGUGGAUCCUCGCCAAGAAGAUGGUGCAAAGGGUCGACGGCCUGCAGCCGGGCGCCGAGUUCAGGGCGGCGUGGGCAGAUUGGCAGAAGGAGCUCACCAAGCUGAAGGCUCUGCACGAGCUUUGGCGAGGACCCUGCGAAGAGGAAAGCAGCGCUGGCCAAGAAAAAGGAGGAGGCCAAGAAGGCGGCGGAUGA
This is a messenger RNA of Prorocentrum cordatum, 1620 nucleotides long. The record is from the annotation of a GenBank genome assembly. Lineage: Eukaryota; Dinophyceae; Prorocentrales; Prorocentraceae.